This is a messenger RNA of Theileria annulata, 966 nucleotides long. Its product is annotated as ubiquitin-fusion degradation pathway component, UFD1. The transcript is spliced from 4 exons. The record is from RefSeq and is a predicted model, not a curated record. Gene Ontology annotation, molecular function: polyubiquitin modification-dependent protein binding. Gene Ontology annotation, cellular component: VCP-NPL4-UFD1 AAA ATPase complex. Bases 1 to 966 code for a protein of 321 amino acids. Lineage: Eukaryota; Apicomplexa; Aconoidasida; Piroplasmida; Theileriidae.
AUGUAUCAUAAUCUUGUAUUGUGUAAAAAGUUCUUAAACACAUUAUCAUUAUGUAUACUAUUAUUCAGCUUUAAUAGACUAGAAAGCAUUAAAACAAAUAAUGGAAGGUUAAAUUACUCAAUUUCAAUAAAAAGUCCCUCUGAGCUUCUGGGCAAAUUGGUAAAUAAACUUGUUAAUGUGUCGACUGAGUCUUACAAUAGAGCAAAAAAGGAGUUAUAUGUUGAGGAUGUGAACGGAACUAUUGGUAAACCAGUGAAGUUAUUCUUGGUUUUGGAGCAAAGUGACCUUUUCAAACGCUGCAACAACACAAACUACAGCGAAGACGGGAGUGAAAUAAGCUUCUCAGACCACGACAAGGUUCUGCUUCCUCCUUCCUUUUUCGAGUGCCUUAAAGACGGAGAUUACAAUGUUCCAUUUCAAUUACUUGUGCACAAGAUACACAACCCUCAAGAAGUCAUUGACCCAAAAAGAAGCAACAAUUUGGCCAAUAAAGGGCCAAAGAAGGAUUUUAUCAAACUAACUGAUAAAGAGGAAAUCAAUGAGUGUACAAUACAAAGUAAUAAUGAGGAUUAUAUAUCGCAAAAUAAAAUUUCAGAGGAGUGUAUUUCAUGUUCUGCAAUUGAAUUUAGAACUGAUGAAAAUUACAUUUAUUUACCGAAAUGGAUUAUAAACAACCUCAAACUCAAGCCGUAUGAUAUAGUACUUGUUGAACCAGUAAAGUUAAGUGAUUGUACAAAUGUAGAAUUAAAAUGUUUGGAAAAGGGAUUUUAUGAUUUGAAAAACGUAAAGAAGAUUCUGGAGGAUAGAUUAAAGUACUAUUCAACUUUAACGAUAAAUUCAGUGAUUCCAAUAACCGUGGAUAAGAAAACAUAUAAUUUCCAAGUUGUUAAGCUUGAUACUGCAGAAUACCAGAACGUUAACCACGUAUCAAUACAGGACGUAGACAUUAAUCUUAAACUUCUAUGA